UAAGGGGUUUGGGCGCUAACCACAUAGCAACUCAUCUUAUGCGGGGUGCGGCUGGAGGAGUAUCUGGUACAACACAACUGGGAACAUGAAGUACUCGGUGGCCGCAACAGCGCAAUGGUUCUUCGAAGGGUCCCGGAAGUACGGCGCCAAGGGCUUCGCCAACGCCUGCGCCUCCUUCUCGCCCGGCGACCUGGACGUGAACAUGCGGAGCAAGGUCGCUUGCGUGACGGGCGCAAACUCCGGCAUCGGCUACUGCGCAGCCAAGUCCCUCGCCGAGCGAAACUGCACCGUGCACAUGCUCUGCCGGAACAAGACCAGGGGGGAGGAGGCCAGAGCACGCCUCUCCGCGGAAACGGGAAAUGAAGACGUUUAUCUCCAUGUCGUCGACGUUUCGGACUUUCAGCAGGUGGAGACCUUCGCCAGCUCCUUUCUGGAGUCCAACAGCCGUCUUGACGUGUUGAUCAACAACGCCGGAGGAAUGCCCGCAGAGAGGACGGAAUCGGCGCAGAAGCACGAGGCCAUCAUGGCGACGAUGCUGGGCGGUACCUACCUCCUGACGAAGCUCUUGCUCCCAGCCCUCGAGAAGGCCGCGAUGACGGCAGAAGACUCGACAGCAGCAGCAGCGACAUCAUCAGCGGAGGGGGGCGCAGACCCGAGACCCGGCGGAGGCAAGACGGGGGCCCGCGUGAUCAACGUGUCCUCCGGGGGGAUGUACACGGUGUCCGGGGCGGGGAUCGCUGCAGACUUGGACAGCAAGAGGGUCGAUCCCUAUGACGGGACGGUCGUGUACGCGCUGGCUAAGCGAGCGCAGGUGACUCUGACGGAGCGGUGGGCAGCCCUGCACAAAGAUGGAGGCGUUUCUUUUAAUUCGAUGCACCCGGGGUGGUGCGACACUCCCGGGUUAGCCUCCGGGAUGCCGGACUUCCGCGAGCGGCAGCAGGGUUCGCUGAGGUCCAGCGAAGAGGGGAGCGACACCAUCGUCUGGCUGGCGUGUUCACGGGCGGCGUUCGGGGAAACGGGCAAGUUCUGGUUCGAUCGAAAGGCGACCCGGACCCACAUGCCAUUAGCGGGCACUCGGAUGUCUCAAAAGGAAGAGGACGAUCUGUGGGAAGCGGUCGAGAGGGCGUGCUCGGAACGCUAAUCUUUGUGGAGCAGCACUUACACGUUGCGGGAGAUACGUGCGGCCUGCGGAAGUGGGAGUGGGUAGCUUGACGUUUGGGGUCGUCAGGAUGGUCGUCGUCGUUGGGUGCCUGGCCGUCUCUCUGUCUAGCCUGCGGCAUCACAGAUAAGGCGCCAAAAUGAACAUUGGUCAAGCACAAUCGGGGGUGGGGGGUGUACUCAUAGUCGUGCAUGCCGUAGUCGUUAGACCAUUGACCUCGCAUCCCUACAAAGCCGGGACGGAGCACGCCGGGUUUUCACCGGACCAGGCACAAUCGGGGGUGGGGGGUGUACUCAUAGUCGUGCAUGCCGUAGUCGUUAGACCAUUGACCUCGCAUCCCUACAAAGCCGGGACGGAGCACGCCGGGUUUUCACCGGACCAGGCACAAUCGGGGGUGGGACGGAGAAAUCCUGCGUUCAUCUACCAGGGAGGGAGAGAAGGGGAGAAGGGCAUACCCCAAGUUCAAGCCCCAAGGGAUCGAUGAGAAUCAAUCAAUAGGUUUUUUGAAAUGGCUAUGACGUCCAUGGCGAUGAUACGUAUGGGCCCCGGGAAAUCAGUCUUGCGAGAGUGUGACUCCUGUCGAAGGAGCAAAGAGCGAGAAAUUUCUGAAGCAUUGAUAGGAUCGAUCGUCCGUCCCUUCAUACGUCGAGUUUGGCAUCCCGGGAGAGUCGGGGGCCCGCCCUCCGGUGCUACUGGUUGUUUAGCUCGUACGGGAUUCCGAAGAUAUGUCCUUGUUCCACUGCUUUCGAUGCCGUCACCUUAAAAAGGCUCGUUCGGUGUUUGUU
Ectocarpus sp. CCAP 1310/34 is the source of this 1944-nucleotide messenger RNA. The record is from the annotation of a GenBank genome assembly. Lineage: Eukaryota; Phaeophyceae; Ectocarpales; Ectocarpaceae.